AUGGGUUCCUCUUCAUCAGUAAACAAUUUUACUUUUCACGAAGCUUGUCGAAAAGGUGAUGUCGAAAGCGUACGUAAAUUAUUACCGACAAUGAAGUAUAAAAAAAUUAAUUGUCGAGGACUUGAUGGUAAUACACCAUUACAUUUGGCCUGUGAAAGUAAUCAUAAAGAAAUUGUUUCUUUGCUAUUUGACGAACGAGAUUUAUGUUCAAGAACAAUAUUAAACAAUAAAGGAUUAACAGCUUAUGAAAGUACAAAAUCUGAUGAAAUACGACAACUAUUCCGUCGUCCAACUACAUCAGGUGAUCAACGGUUCUAUGAUAAUAAUGUUACUUCUUCUUUACAACCGAUACCAAGCACAACAAAUCUUACUCAUCAAUCAUCUAUACCGAUUCCAGAUGAUUGGCUACGUGGUCAUACGAAUGCUGAAAAUGCAGUUGAUGGACAAUUUAUGCUUGCUUUAACACAAGCUCCUUGGUUUAUUAAAAAAUUCUUGAAAAUACGCACUGAACGUGAAUGUCAAGAAUAUGUCGAACUUCUUCUAGAAAAAUGUAUCACAAAAAAUUUAUCACAACGAGAAAAAAUUAUGGAAGAAUAUAAUAAAUAUAAACGUACGAAGUGUAUUUACUCAUUGCUUACUAUUUAUACUAUGAAUACGCCCAUAUAUGGAGCACUUCAAACUGAAACAAGUGCUUAUGCAACUAUUCUUUUUCUUCAUCUGAAUGAAUUGAUUAAUCGAACAUUUAUAGGACAAACAUAUCGUGGUGCAAGUAUGACUCAAAAUGCUAUUGAAGCUUACAAAUGGGCACAAAGUUCUAAAGAUUAUAUUUUAGAAACACGUACAUUUCAAUCAACAUCAAAAUUGAGAGCUGUAGCAGAAAUGUUUAGUGAAUCUGAGGUUGAAUCAAAUCAAAUAUCUGUCAUAAUCACUUACAUAUUUAAAGAAAAAUGUUCUACUGCAAUUGAUUUAGGUGAACUUUCGAAUUUUCCUGAAGAAUGUGAAGUAUUAUUAUUUCCAUUUACUACAUUCAGAGUUGAAAGUAUCACUAUUGAUUCUGCAAAUGGAUUCUGUAACAUUUCUCUACUCUACAUACCAUCUACUCAAAAAUCUUUCAUUUCUUCAUGGUUACAUGUAAAAGCGUGA
This is a messenger RNA of Rotaria sp. Silwood2, 1143 nucleotides long. NCBI's taxonomy places the organism in Eukaryota, Metazoa, Rotifera, Eurotatoria, Philodinida, Philodinidae. The record is from the annotation of a GenBank genome assembly.